AUGAAAUUUUACUUUUGUAUUUUUGGCCUUAUUGGUUGGGUCUAUGCUAGGCCAGAGCCAAUUACAUUGCCCUACAAGAUUCCGCAGAAGCUUCAAGAUUUUGGGGCUUAUUCGCACAACAAUGAACAACAAGCAUAUAGGCAAGGUUAUACAAUCUUGGGGCGGAAUUCAGAUUACAACAAACCAUCUUCGGAUUAUAAGCCUGCUGCUGAAUAUAAACCUGUAGAGUACAAACCGCAAGAUCCAGAACCAAACCUUGGAGGUUACUUCUACAAACCCCCAGACUACAACAAGUUCACUGCGGAGGAGCCACCAACCCAACCAAAAAUAUUCAAGCACGUCUACAUCCACGUGGCUCCUGAAGAGCAGGAGGAAGCCAGAACAAGGGUUCAAUAUGUUCAACCGCCACCCCAAAAACAUUACAAAAUCAUCUUCAUAAAGGCGCCAAGCACCGCGACUCGUUUAGCCCCGAUAAUCCCUGUACAACCCCAGCAUGAGGAAAAAACUCUUGUAUAUGUUUUGGUGAAGAAAAAUGAAGAACAAGAGGAGGUCGUUCUUCCUCCUGUACCCCAAAAGGAACCCACUAAACCAGAAGUGUACUUCAUCAAGUACAAGUCCAAGAAAGACUCUGGUGGCGUUAGCUACGACUAUGGUUAUCCUCCACCACUGAUUCAUAACGACUCUAACAAAAAUGGGGGGCAAGUUUUGGUAAACACUGCUCAAGGUGCCACACAGGAAUUGCCAUCGCAGAUUCAAGUCCAAGAGUUUAGGCCUAAUCCGUACUAA
This is a messenger RNA of Brassicogethes aeneus, 786 nucleotides long. The record is from the annotation of a GenBank genome assembly. NCBI's taxonomy places the organism in Eukaryota, Metazoa, Arthropoda, Insecta, Coleoptera, Nitidulidae.